AUGACCCGAUACGGAGACCCAGCUACACGCCCGAGUCUAGAUCCCUCUCGCUAUAGCCUUGAAGAGGACGAACGACAAUUCUUUGCACUCCUUACAGGCAUAAACGACGAAGAGGAGCUGAAGAAGCAUAUAUUGGCUGUACAGGAAAAGGCUUAUCAAGUUUAUGGAUACCCUUGCAUUCGCCGAUUUUCGUUUGCAAAGCUCAAAAUUGCACGGCUCCCUGGAUAUCCAAAGGCCUUGAAACUUCUUGAGCAACGCAAGGAUCCUAUCCUUCUAGAUAUCGGUUGUUGUUUUGGUAAUGAUGCCAGAAAGGCUGUUGUGGAUGGGUGGCCAGCUGAGAAUGUCGUAGCGUCCGACCUUCGCCCAGAAUUCUGGAACUUCGGACAUGAGCUUUUCAAGUCCACUCCAAAAAGCUUCCCCGCUACAUUCAUCGCAGGAGAUGUUUUCUCCCCUGCCACACUCGACAUCUCAGACACUCAACCAUCGCCCAAUUCCAAUUCCACCACAGAGGUCAAGCAACCACCACCAAUCCAUCCACUCCGAGACCUCACCUCACUGACCCCGCUAAAGCACCGAUUGUCUGCCAUCCAUGCCUCCUCGUUCUUUCACCUCUUCCCGGAAGACAGCCAGCGCGAGCUUGCGCGCCGUCUUGCAUUCCUCCUGCUGCCCGAGAAAGUUGCGCGGCCUGAAAAGGGCUUCCGUUUUGAAACUGUACGCAAGGAUAAUGACGGAACCGCAGUUGCAUCUGAGAUCAGACUGCGCGCGAUGUUCUGCCACUCACCUGAGAGCUGGAAGAAGUUGUGGGAGGAAGAUAUUUUCGGUCCGCAUCAAGAUGUCAAAGUCAAAGUAGACGCGGAGCUACAGGAGGUUGAGCUCUGGGAUUACCGUGAUUUGGAACCCACAAUUUACCUGUUGAAUUGGUCCAUAGAGGUGGUUUGA
Molecule: messenger RNA, 939 nt
Organism: Psilocybe cubensis
Lineage: Eukaryota; Fungi; Basidiomycota; Agaricomycetes; Agaricales; Agrocybaceae
Exons: 6
Coding region: 1-939 (312 amino acids)
Source: RefSeq, a predicted model, not a curated record